AUUUUUGUUUGAUAUUUUAAUUGUGAUUAAUUAAAUCUUUCAUUGGUGGUGUUCGAGAAGUCGUUUAUUAUUGUUGAUGAUUUGGAAAAAUCUGUUAAAUUAUUCGAUUUUAGCACGUUAUUCGGCCUCAUGGAUUCUCCGGACUUAUUAUCGUCCUGUAACUCCCAUGCUGACACCAAUGAAUCAUCAAACGUGCAGAAUCCCUCUUUACCUACACCUGAUGACUACGCGGACCUCCAGGAGCAAGUGAUUGCCAAUUUCCAAAAACCCAAUUUGCCCAAUGUAAAUGUUCCCGAGCGUGUGGUUAUAUGCUUGGACGUGUGCUAUGAUGAUCAGAACUCGUAUUACCGGCUCUGUGAUGGCACCACCUUUACUCCUAUCAACAUGCUGAAGCGGAUAUUAGACUUCUUCAUACAUUCUAAACAUGCUAUUAGCAAAAGAACAGAGUUUGCUCUCCUUGUUUUGAAAGACACUGAAGCAGUUUGGGUGCAAAACUUCACCAAUAAUCUUAAAGACAUUUUUAAUACCAUUGAUUAUAUAAAUGCGGAGGAGAGUGCAGCAGAAACAUUUGACUUUAAAAAAGUGUUUCAACUUUUGAAACAGAAGAUUGAAAUCCCAGAAUACAAGCAAGGGGAGUGUAUUCUACCACCGCCAUAUAUUGUUCGGAUGAUAGUUGUGUAUGGUCGAUCUAACUGUGUUCCGAUCAUUCCUCAAGAGGAUGCAUACUUCAUUUUUCUGAAGAAACAGGUGUAUUUCUAUAUUGACAUAUUGCUGGCACAUGAAGAGGACUGUGCACUGUUUAAAUGUGAAGAUAUUUAUGAUGCACUCCAAGACUUGGAUGAUGGUUAUUCUUAUGUGUAUGAGGUAUCGAGAAAUGCAACCAAGAUCCAUGAUUGCAUAGCCAAGUUACUGGCACACCCACUGCAAAGGCCACUACAGAAAAAUACACUCUACAGUUUCGGUUCUAGAUAUUUAUCAUAAAAAUAAGUUCACUAAUUGUAGUUGUAUGUAUUCUAACAUAUCUUUUUUUUUUUUUUUUUUUUUUU
Messenger RNA from Pectinophora gossypiella (pink bollworm), 1046 nucleotides. Its product is annotated as BRISC and BRCA1-A complex member 1-like. The record is from RefSeq and is a predicted model, not a curated record. Gene Ontology annotation, cellular component: BRCA1-A complex; BRISC complex; nuclear body. Gene Ontology annotation, biological process: positive regulation of DNA repair; protein K63-linked deubiquitination; double-strand break repair. The transcript has 2 exons. Bases 130 to 981 code for a protein of 283 amino acids. Lineage: Eukaryota; Metazoa; Arthropoda; Insecta; Lepidoptera; Gelechiidae.